GACGCGCCGCGCGACGGCGAGGCCGCCGCAGGAGCUGCCGAGCAGGAGUCGUCGCAGCAGGAGCUCGCGGGCAGCGAGGCCGCCAGGCCCCAGGAGAUCAUUACCAUCGACUACGCGAUCAUGGAAUUGAAGUUCCUGAGUGACGACGGCACCGAGACGGCUUUGCCGCUCGCGCCAGGGCCGAAAGGGUUCUGCGUGGCGCGCGGCGCCGCCGGGCCGAUCGAGACCGAGGUGACGAAUGUCACGUACGCCGCCUGGGAGGAAGGGUUGCCUAAGAGGGGGAAGCCCGCAGGAAAAAUCUCCAAGAAGCCAGCGGCCGCGGAGCAGCCCGCCAUCGUCGAGAAGGGCGCCGUGAAGAAAAAGCCGAGCAUGACCAGCGCCGAGGAGGAAGCCGCCGUCGCCACCGCGACCGCAGACGAGCGCGGCGCUCCAAAGGGGGCCGCGGCGGCGGCCAUGAGGAGGCCAGCAGCGGCCAGGAAGAGGCCAGCAGCGGCCACGUUCGAUUUCCAUGCGCAGGAGAUCGGCCCAUCGAUGUACUACAAGAAUUCGCACAGCGUCGCCCUGCGCCUGGCUGGCGGCGGGUCGCAAAUAUUCUCCAUCGGCGGCAAGAAUUGCACGAGUUCAAAGGAGGAGAUGAAAGAGGUCGGGGAAGACGUAAGGCAGCAGCUGAACGACGGCACGCUCCUGUUCGAGGACGCGUGGGAGUAUGCGAGGUCCCACCUUGCGUGGGCGCCGUAG
Molecule: messenger RNA, 738 nt
Organism: Prorocentrum cordatum
Lineage: Eukaryota; Dinophyceae; Prorocentrales; Prorocentraceae
Source: the annotation of a GenBank genome assembly